UCACUUCACGACAGUGUCGCAAAUAGUGCUGUACUCAUUUGUAGCUAGGUACUCCAUGGAAACGAGCUCGCGGCCGGAGUUUUGUUUACACUCAUGGGGAGCCAACAGCUACGGGCAGCUGGGACUGGGGCAUGUGGAGGACGAGUCAGAUCCCCGGCUCUCCGACAUCGCUGCUCUACAAAACAAGGCAGUGCGAGCUCUCAACGGCGGCGGGGGUCACUCCGUGGUUAACACCGAGAAUGGAGAGGUUUUUGUGUGCGGACAGAAUCACAGAGGCCAGCUGGGACUUGGCCACAAUGAAGACAUCUCAAUUCUUCAACUCUGCCCCAGUCUAAGUCAGAGGGUCACAAACGUAGCCUGUGGUUGGGAUUUUACUCUUUUUCUCACUGAUUGUGGUCGAGUACUGGCGUGUGGCUCCAAUGCAUUUGGACAACUUGGUGUUAGACAGAGAGUCACACACUCUGCAAAUCCACUGGUGAUUGAGAGUCUGAAGGAGCCAAUGGUGAGUGUAGCAGCAGGACUCAGACAUUCACUAGCUGUUGCUGACUCAGGCUGUGUUUAUCAGUGGGGAAGGGGUCUUUUCAGUCACGCUAAGAGAGUUCUCAGUCCACGCCCUGUCCCAUCACACCUGAGCUCUACAGUGCCCUCUCUGGUACCAGGUCUGGAUCAGAAGACCUCUCACAUGGUGACUGCUGGCUUAGCGCACUGUGUGUGCCUUACAGGAGACGGUGAUUUGUUCCUGUGGGGAAGCAACAAGCAUGGCCAGCUGACCACCACAGAGCCCUUCCUGUCGUCCCCCACCAUUGUGAAGCGCUCACUGCUGGGUGGAGAGAAAGUUAUCCAUGUGUGGAGCGGCUGGACGCACAUUAUUGCUCAAACAGAGACUGGGAGAGUGUUGACAUGGGGCAGAGGAGAUUAUGGACAGCUGGGCCGACAAGCAUCGACCAGUCAGAACCCAGAUCGGCAGUCAGCUGGGCCUUCAGCAGAAGGUGGAAACCAGAUGGCUUGCCUCCCUGAAGAGGUCAAAGUCCUCUGUGGAGCGACACAGCCAGCAGGGGGCAGCAGACAGCCAUAAAUAAAACAAGUAGCCUGAGGGUUUUGUAUGAUGCGAAACACAUUGCUGCUGAAUGAGAGCCAGGACCACUAAGGGUAGGUUCAUAAUGAUUUGCAUCACUAUAUCUAGCUUUUAGAUGCACACACACACUCCCAGAGGACCACUUACCGUCAGGAAAGGCGGCGGUCUCAUCUCCCACAAGGGCAAUUAUGUGUGAGCGUCACGGGACUGCAGCAGUUAACCUGUAGUCUAAAUGGCAGCUGUGUGGUAGGAGAUCGUUGACGAUAAAGUGUAUGUCAGGGACAGGCAGAGGCAAGCUCUGGAUCAUUCUUCCACUGUGCACAUAUUUGCAGCGCUCGCGUAUGUCAAGGCUUUGUCACCUUGUGUGUGUGUGUGUGUGUGUAAAGCUAAAGGCAAGAUGGAUCAGCUGAGUGAGCAAUGAAUCUCAAGGCUCACCCUACCAUGUUAGUCCUCCUAACACUGUUCAGACACAACCACAGAGUCAAUAUUAAGUAAAAUGUCACAUUUUUUGAGGUCUUAAAAAUAUUACUGCAGUAACAAAUGUCAGGGGUUCAGGAAUCAGUGGGUGUUUUUAUAUUCAUGGCUUGCCACAGCUGUAUGCUUUAUCAAAAACAUUGCUUUAUCAAAGCAGUUCAAACUGUAUUAGCAAGGAUAUGAAUACAGUUCAAUGACUUUUAUUGCUGGUAAUAAAGCUUUAACAAACUAAACUGGUAUCUAGAGAGCUCUGCCUCAUGUUUUUACUCAUAUUGAGCUUUGUGGAUUUCAGGAUCAGAAUUAAAAAUGGUCCCCUCAAUUCCUGUAGCAGUUAAGAAGGGGAAAGACUGCAAAAACAAGGCCAUUAAACUGUAAAAGGUUUUGGUCAGCAAAAGCAGGAGAACACAGUUGUCUGAGACAGUUGCAUUAACUCCUCCAGGCAGCCCAGCAUGUUUUAGCUUUUAUGAAAGAGUUGGAUUUUCUGUUACAGUUUUCUGCUCAGCUUUCUGGUGAUGCACUGUGGAGUGAUGGGUUUUAGAUUGGAGCAUGUAAUGUGUUCACAGACAACAUCACUAAUGUUCUUUUUGCGUUUGAUGCACUCCUGCUGUAUGCAGUUUUUAAUAAAUGUUGGAUGACUUCAUCUUGACACAUGGAAUUUUUAUUUCAUUUUCAGAGCAAGUUUGGUUACAAAGUAUCUCAGCAUCUAUGUCGGGAAAACAAUUCUUGGAUAUUAC
Messenger RNA from Micropterus salmoides (largemouth bass), 2283 nucleotides. It is a transcript of the gene sergef, whose product is annotated as secretion regulating guanine nucleotide exchange factor. The record is from RefSeq and is a predicted model, not a curated record. The transcript is spliced from 10 exons. NCBI's taxonomy places the organism in Eukaryota, Metazoa, Chordata, Actinopteri, Centrarchiformes, Centrarchidae. The coding region runs from base 56 to 1075 and encodes 339 amino acids.